GCAAAGUUCAUUUAUAAGUGACCUGUCAUCUUCCGCUGCAACAGGUGAGGGCUGAGGCUCGACUUUCCAACUUCUCCAGACGUCCUCGCAAUUCUCCACAGUCCUGGAAGAGCUUUAAUCAUGGCCACAAACCUCCAAGAAAACAUAUAUGAACAAAUAGAAGAGACUAACGAAAACAUAUAUGAGAAGCCGUAUGAGAACAAGAACCCAGAGCCGAAAUAUGAGAAUCAAGGCACGAGUAAGGAAAUUCUAGAGGAACCGCUGUACAGCACGAUCAAUCAGCCGUCUCCAGACUAUAUGGAUACGAGAGGAACAUCUCAAGAGGAAGAAGAACAGCCUUCAUCCCCCAGUGAAUCAGGCGAACAGCUCGAAAGCGAGAUCAUGGUGGCCUCUCUCCCGAAUGGAGAUGUUUACGGAUCUUCAUCUUUUGAGGAAACUGUAGACCCAUGUGAUGACCAGCCCUCAUUGGUCCACGAUGACCUGCUCAUGGCUUACAGUCUCCCAGAAGACGGAUCUCCAGAACCUGAGGAGGUAGUUGACUACAGCCUGAAGGAUGUGGAGAACAGCGCCGUGGAAGAGCCAGCUGCAGUUCUCGACCCGAAUCAGCCUAAUAUUGCGCUUUUUGUCAAGGCUGGUUGUGAUGGCGAGAGCAUUGGAAACUGUCCAUUCUCCCAACGCCUCUUCAUGAUCCUCUGGCUCAAAGGUGUGGUCUUCAACGUCACCACUGUUGACCUGAAGAGGAAACCAGCUGAUUUGCACAAUUUGGCUCCAGGCACUCACCCUCCUUUCCUGACCUUCAACGGUGAGGUGAAGACAGACAUUAACAAGAUCGAGGAGUUUCUGGAGGAGGUUUUGGCACCACCAAAGUACCCCAAACUUGCAGCCAGGCACAGGGAGUCAAACACAGCUGGGAAUGACAUAUUUGCAAAGUUCUCCGCUUUCAUAAAAAACACUAAGCCAGAUGCGAAUGAAGCUCUGCAGAAGGGUUUGACAAAGGCACUCAUGAAGCUGGACGAGUACCUGAACAGUCCUUUGCCUGAUGAGGUAGAUGCUGACAGCAUGGAGGAGGAGAAGGCCUCCAACCGCAAGUUCCUGGACGGGAAUGAUCUGACUCUGGCAGACUGCAACCUGCUGCCAAAGCUCCACAUAGUGAAGGUCGUUGGCAAGAAAUAUCGGAACUACGACAUUCCAAAUGAUUUGACAGGCGUGUGGCGUUACCUGAACAAUGCGUAUGCACAAGAAGAGUUCACCAACACCUGUGCCGCCGACAACGAGAUCGAAUUGGCAUAUAAGGAUGUGGCGAAAAGGCUAACCAAGUAAACAGAUGAACAAAUUUAACACAGAUAGACUUGGGGGAGCUCAUGUCUUGGGGAAGAGAUGUUUUCCAUGUAAUUCAAAGCUGUUGAUCCCGAACUACAAGUUAGCAGUUUCAUUCAUCCAGGGUCCUGAUAAUCAAUAAGGACUGGUGCUCUGAUACAAUUAUGAAAUAUGAAUCCAAAAUAUCAGCUCAUAUUCACCAGCUCUCACUCAUCUCAUAUAAACAUUGUCCCAAGUGACUUUCUAUUCCAUCUCUAUUUAAAGAGACUUAACAUUACUGUUUUCUGUUGUUCUUCCUGUUGUAUUCUGUUUAUCAUAUCAUGCACUGAUUCUUGAGGCAUGGAACAAAAUGUCACGCAACUUUAAUUGCAUCAGAAUGAAUUAGAGAUUUGUGUCACUAGAAUAUUUACUAGAACACAUCAUCACCUUCUGUCAGCCCAAAACUUAAUUCCUCACAAAGAUUUAAAUAUACAUUAAACUUAUGAAAAAUCUGAAAAAUGAAUAUACAAAUGAUAAUCCAAAUAAUAUUUUGACGCAUACAUUACCGUUUAAAAUCUGAGGUUGAUACAAAUUUGCAAUGUCUCUUAUGCUCACUAAAGUGUUUAAUCAAAAAUACAGUAAAAACAGUAAUAUUUAAAAAACAUUACCCAUUUGAAUAUAUUUUAGUGAAAUUUCCAGUCUUCAGUGUCACACGCCCCUUCAGAAAUCUUAUAACAUUGCCAAAUAUUACUUAUUAUUAUCAGUGUUAAAACAGUAGUGCUGAUUAAUAUUAUUGUGGAAAUAAUUUAACAGCAUUUAUUUGAAAUAGAAAACUUUUGUAAGUCUUUACUGACACUUUUGAUCAAUUUAACGUAUCCUUGCAGAAUAAAAGUAUCAAUUUAAUAAAAAAUAAAAAAACUUCACAAACCACACUUUUAAAUGGUAUUACAAACUUUUAACUUUUUUUGUUUAACCUAUUUCAUCCCAGUACUCAAGAAUCGGUGCACCGCAUAACCUCUCUUAUUGUUUUCUAUCACUCAUACAUGACAGCUGUUUAAGCAUUUCAAAUCUGUAAGAAAUAUUCACUUUCAUCACCAAUCGUUUUACAAUAUCUGUCAAUAUUGCUUUCUGUUAUGUUUUUAUUAUUAUUUGUGUAUAAUGGAUAAAAAGAUCUCAUGUGAGCAGCAGGACCCCCCCGAAGGAGCACUCGUUUUUAAAUACAUAAUGAUUUAAUGAGGUGCUAAUUUAAUGUGCCUUCAUUAGAAGAAAUGCAGUGUGGCAAAUGCAGCAUAUUAUUGCUGUUAAUGAUCAUUUCUACAUGAAUAUCCUGCUCUUUUAAAGCUACUAGCAGAGUUUCCGCAAAUGGUUUAGAGAAAAUUCUCAUUUCUUCAUUGCCUCAUCAUGUAAUUUUCUUGUAAAAGUACAAGUUGUUCAGAUUUUCCUCUGUUAUUCCUCAUAACUCAUAUCAUUUUGUCUUCUCAUUUCGUUUUAGCUUAUCUCAAAGUGUUUAACAUCAAUCAAUGCUGGAUAUAUCAUACUUAAAUAUUUAUUCACAACCCUGUUUAUGGGAAAUGAACAAGCUAAGAUGGAAAGGAGAUUCACGACACACAGCGGUCCACCGAAAUGGAGAAUAAGGAAAUCUGAUCGGGCAUCCAUCCAGGUCUCCUCCUCUCCACUUAGCACUGCUGGAAUAUCAUAGGGCCCAUGAUAGGUCCUUGUGGAGCUCCUGCUCUUGUGUGGUUUGGAAAAGCGUUUGAUAUGAAAUGAGAGUGUGGCGCCAGAGAGGCCUAUUCCGAGUGAAGCUCUAUGAAUAAAAUAAUAUUUUCACAGUUUGACUUGCA
Onychostoma macrolepis is the source of this 3137-nucleotide messenger RNA. It is a transcript of the gene clic5b, whose product is annotated as chloride intracellular channel 5b. The coding region runs from base 121 to 1320 and encodes 399 amino acids. The transcript has 6 exons. The record is from RefSeq and is a predicted model, not a curated record. NCBI's taxonomy places the organism in Eukaryota, Metazoa, Chordata, Actinopteri, Cypriniformes, Cyprinidae.